Messenger RNA from Microtus oregoni (creeping vole), 2790 nucleotides. It is a transcript of the gene P2rx5, whose product is annotated as purinergic receptor P2X 5. NCBI's taxonomy places the organism in Eukaryota, Metazoa, Chordata, Mammalia, Rodentia, Cricetidae. The record is from RefSeq and is a predicted model, not a curated record. Gene Ontology annotation, biological process: response to ATP; monoatomic cation transmembrane transport. Gene Ontology annotation, cellular component: plasma membrane; nuclear inner membrane. The coding region runs from base 37 to 1353 and encodes 438 amino acids. The transcript is spliced from 13 exons. Gene Ontology annotation, molecular function: purinergic nucleotide receptor activity; ATP binding; extracellularly ATP-gated monoatomic cation channel activity.
GGCAGGAGGCAGAGGCGGCCGGAGUGAGCCGGAGGUAUGGGCCAGGCGGCCUGGAAGGGGUUCGCCCAGUCGCUGUUCGACUAUAAGACCGCAAAGUUCGUGGUCGCCAAGAGCAAGAAGGUGGGGCUGCUCUACCGGCUGCUGCAGCUCACCAUCCUGUUGUACUUGCUCAUAUGGGUGUUUCUGAUAAAGAAGAGUUACCAGGAUAUUGACACUUCCCUGCAGAGUGCUGUGGUCACCAAAGUCAAGGGUGUGGCCUAUACCAAUACCACUAUGCUCGGAGAACGGCUCUGGGAUGUAGCCGACUUUGUCAUUCCAUCUCAGGGGGAGAACGUUUUCUUCGUGGUCACCAACCUGAUCGUGACUCCUAACCAGCGGCAGGGCAUCUGUGCUGAGCGUGAAGGCAUUCCUGACGGCGAGUGUUCUGAGGACACUGACUGCCGUGCUGGGGAACCUGUUGUCGCUGGACAUGGGCUGAAAACUGGUCGCUGUCUACGGGUGGGGAACUCUACCCAGGGUACCUGUGAGAUCUUCGCUUGGUGCCCAGUGGAGACAAUGUCCAUGCCAACGGAUCCCCUCCUGAAGGAUGCUGAAGGCUUCACCAUUUUCAUAAAGAACUUCAUUCGCUUCCCCAAGUUCAAUUUCUCCAAAGCCAAUGUGCUAGAAACAAACAACAAAGACUUCCUGAAAACCUGCCACUUCAGCUCCAAGAACCUCUACUGUCCCAUCUUCCGACUGGGGUCCAUUGUCCGCUGGGCAGGGGCCGACUUCCAGGAUAUAGCUCUGAAGGGCGGUGUGAUAGGAAUCCAUAUCGAAUGGGACUGUGACCUCGAUAAAGCUGCCUCUAAAUGCGACCCACGCUAUUAUUUCAACCGUCUGGACAACAAGCACACCAAAUCCAUCUCCUCUGGGUACAACUUCAGGUUCGCCAGGUAUUACCGUGACCCUAACGGGGUAGAGUUCCGUGACCUGAUGAAAGCCUAUGGCAUCCGCUUUGAUGUAAUCGUCAACGGUAAGGCGGGAAAAUUCAGCAUCAUCCCUACCGUCAUCAACAUAGGUUCUGGGCUGGCACUCAUGGGUGCUGGGGCUUUCUUCUGCGACCUGGUGCUUAUCUACCUCAUCAGAAAGAGCGAGUUUUACCGAGACAAGAAGUUUGAGAAAGUGAAGGGUCAGGAGGAGGAAGCCAGUGUGGAGCUUGAAGCCAAUGAGAUUGAACAGGAACUGCCAGAGGACAAGCCACCAGAAGGGGGUCAGCAGGAUGAGCAUCCCCAAGAGCUGGUCCAGAAUAGCAGAAAGCAUAAUAGCAACUGCCAGGAGCUCUUUGAGCCUGCCAGGUCCACCUUGCUUGUCUAGCACAGCCUCCUAUUGCUGUGGGAGAUCCCGUGCUUUCCAGCCCUCAGCGUGAACAUCGUCAAGCAUCUGAGCUGCAGCGAGGACAGUGGUUCUUUCUCUUGGGCUGUGCCUGCCUGCUCACUGCCAGAGAGAGAGGCUGCGACCGCCUGCCUGCCGUGUACGCUGCCUCAGAAAGGCCGUGCUGCAGAGUUCCUGCCGGCCCUCUCUCUGCCUUCGGCGCGCACCCCUCCUCCAAGGCCUGGCCUCCAGGAGAAAGCCAUCUUGAAUGUGAAGCAGCCACAGCUCUUGCAAACAGUGAAGACGUAGCCAGGACUCUUGGCAGAGAACACAUUCAAAGAUGAUGGGGCCAGGACAGACCACAGCUCUGAACUGGGAAGAGGCAUCUUGGUGCCUGCUCAGGAAGGGGCUUCUGGGAACAGGCUUCUCAACUCCAGGGUUUUUGGUUGUGUGGAGGGGAGCCUCCUGUUGGCUCAGAUGCAGACAGGAGGCCCUGGGGCAGGUCCCCAGGAAAGGGGCAGGCCAGGGGCUUCAGUGGUAGAAUGUUUACAUGCCCAUCUCUGAACCCAGAGGGACAGUCAUUUAUUCAUUCAGGCAGCACACAUCUACGGGUGCAUGCUGUACUUUAUUCCUGUUUGAGAGGCUUAAACGAGAUGCUGACCAGGCCCCAGGGCUCACAUGGAACUCUCUCCAGAGACUUCAGCCAGCCCAGACAGCCUGGCCUUCCUCCAGCCUCUAGCCAAGGCUCCCGACAAGUCUCAGCAGAGAAUGAUGGCUGCUCAGAAAAGCUGUUGGAUGACAUCCAGGGGACAUUUAGCUCCACCCCCGAGUGUAAAAUUUAAGGGUGGCCGAGGAGGCAUCUGGGAAAAACUUAAGGGAAGAACAAACUCCAGGGGCUCCUGGGUGAGAUUCCGGCUUAGAAGGCAGGCGAGCCACUAGCCGUUCUAGCCCCCACCCGUAACUAGGGUAGCUCUGGGAAAUCAGCUUGCCCAGGUGAGAGAUGGACUUGCCUGUGCAGUUUAGCUCUGGCUGUUUUUUUUUUUUUUUUGAGGGGGAGGGCUGGGGUCAUUCCUGGAAGUCCCCGAUUGAUUUCUUGCUCUCAGAAGCUCAGCCUUGAAGUGCUAAAGAGAUAAAUGAGGACUUUCUGAAAGGUUGUCCCUGAUCCGUGUGUCCUGUUCCGUCCCCACUGCAUUUCAUUCUAUGGAGCUCAAAGUGCGGUCCAUGGACCAGCACCCACUCUGCAGAGAGCCUGACAAAAAUGCAUCUCCGGAAAGCAUCUCCACCAUAAGCCAGAGACAGUAAAUAUCCUUCCACUGGGCCCAUGCAGGGGGUAAUCAGCAGGGGUCUGAUAGCUGAGUGAGGUGCUGUAGGCCUGCAGACCCAGCACAUGGGGGUGGGUCACCUGAGCUCAGAAUUUCAGUGUGGGCAAUAGAUAGUGAU